ACCCUAAAAGAAAAGCAGUAAAAUAGAGUCGCGCCUCCAUUCACUAUCUCUACUCCAUCGUCUGAAUCGUCUCCGGCUGACCAACUCCAGCCCUCCAGCCGUUGGUUUAGAAAUUGCAGAUCAAUAGAUUGAAAAGAGAAGAGUGUAAGAUGUUGGACAUUAAUCUAUUUCGUGAGGAGAAAGGCGGGAACCCUGAGAUAAUUAGGGAGUCCCAGCGCCGUCGUUUCGCAGAUGUUAAUAUUGUUGAUGAGGUUAUUGAGCUUGACAAAGCUUGGAGGAAGCGCCAAUUUGAGUUGGAUGGUUUGAAGGCCUCCAGGAACAAGAUGAGCAAAGAGAUGUCUCGCCUCAAAAUUUCCGGUGGAGAUGCAAAUGAAGUUAAAGGCAGUUUAGAUGAGAACAAAGAACUGACUACACAGAAGGAGGCUGAGGUGCAGGAGGCCUUUUCAGCAUUGCAGAGUAAAUUAAGAAUCAUUGGAAACCUAGUGCAUGAUUCUGUUCCGGUUGACAAUAAUGAGGAUAAUAAUGCUGUUAUACGGACAUGGGGAGAGAAGAGGAUGGAGCCAAAGCUGAAGGAUCAUGUCGAGCUUGUUGAACGGCUUGGAAUUGCUGAUUUGAAGAAAGGUGCAAAUGUUGCGGGAGGUAGAGGUUAUUAUCUCAAAGGAGAUGGGGUACGGCUUAAUCAAGCUCUAAUCAACUUUGGUCUUGAUUUUUUGGACAAGAGGGGAUAUACAGCAUUGCAGACCCCUUUCUUCAUGCGGAAAGAUAUUAUGGCAAGGUGUGCCCAGCUUGCCCAGUUUGAUGAGGAGCUUUACAAGGUUACUGGAGAAGGAGACGACAAAUAUCUGAUAGCUACUGCUGAACAACCACUUUGUGCGUAUCAUAUGGACGAUUGGGUUCAUCCUACCCAACUGCCUGUGAGAUAUGCAGGAUAUUCUUCCUGCUUCAGGAAAGAAGCUGGCUCACAUGGUAGAGAUACUUUAGGAAUUUUCCGUGUUCAUCAAUUUGAAAAGGUUGAACAGUUCUGUAUGACUAGCCCAAAUGGAAGUGAUUCAUGGGAAAUGCAUGAAGAAAUGCUCAAAAAUUCAGAGGCUUUUUACCAGCUGCUAAAUAUUCCCUAUCAAGUUGUAUCUAUUGUCUCUGGUGCCCUGAAUGAUGCUGCUGCAAAGAAGUAUGACUUGGAAGGGUGGUUUCCAGCAUCACAGAAGUACAGAGAACUUGUUUCCUGUUCAAAUUGCACUGACUAUCAGUCGAGGAGAUUAGAAACACGAUUUGGACAAAAAAAGGCUAAUGACAAGUCAAAAGAGUAUGUGCACAUGUUAAACUCCACCUUGACAGCAACUGAGAGGACUAUGUGCGCCGUCCUUGAGAACAACCAAAAGGAGGAUGGGGUCGAGAUACCAGAGGUUCUUCGACCAUUCAUGGGUGGGAAAUCCUUCAUUCCUUUUAUUGUCCCCCCUACCAAAGAUUCCAAAGGGAAAAAGAGCACUGAAUAAGCUGAUUGUUAUUCCAACUCCCUGUGUUCAUGUACGGUUGUCUUGGAAGCUUUUGUUUAGGCCUUGCACUUCCAUACGUUAAUGCAAAAACUAGCUCUGCUUUUGAUAGACUAAACAAUAUACAACCUUUGUUUUUUGUCUUUGCUCUUCUUUGAUGUUUCUAUACAAUCAACAUUUGUAACGUCCAUCUGAUCAAAUUAAAAUUAAGUGUUUCCUCUUU
Molecule: messenger RNA, 1713 nt
Organism: Salvia hispanica
Lineage: Eukaryota; Viridiplantae; Streptophyta; Magnoliopsida; Lamiales; Lamiaceae
Product: serine--tRNA ligase
Biological process (GO): seryl-tRNA aminoacylation
Molecular function (GO): ATP binding; serine-tRNA ligase activity
Source: RefSeq, a predicted model, not a curated record